CGCCGUCGUGCCACAGAAGCUGGGACUGCCGGCCUCAAGUCGCCGCGUCUCCACCCGGCUGGUCUUUCUGGAUCUCUGCAAUGGCGGAACAGCAGCAAUUCUACCUCCUGCUGGGUAACCUGAUGAGCCCUGACAACAAUGUCAGGAAACAAUCAGAGGAGACCUAUGACACUAUCCCCGGUCAAACAAAGAUCACGUUCCUUCUUCAGGCCAUCAGAGAUCCAUCUGCUGCAGAGGAGGUCAGACAGAUGGCAGCGGUGCUUCUGCGACGGCUGCUGUCAUCCUCCUUUGAAGAGAUUUACCCCGGCCUCACAGUUGACAUGCAGACAGCCAUCAAAACUGAACUUCUGACCAGCAUCCAACAGGAGACUUCACCAAACAUCCGCAGGAAGGUCUGCGACAUCGCGGCAGAGCUCACCCGCAACCUCAUUGAUGAUGAUGGGAACAACCAGUGGCCAGAGGUGCUCAAGUUCCUUUUUGACUCUGUCAAUUCAGACAAUGUUGGCCUGCGAGAAGCAGCCUUACACAUACUCUGGAACUUCCCAGGAAUCUUUGGCAACCAGCAGCAGCAUUACAUGGACGUUAUCAAGCGCAUGCUUGUUCAGUGCAUGCACGAUCAAGCAAACCCUCAGAUCCGUACGUUGGCCGCCCGGGCUGCAUCCUCUUUUGUCCUGUCCAAUGAAAGCAACUCAGCCCUGCUUAAGCAUUUCUCCGACCUACUGCCAGGCAUCCUGAACGCAGUGAAUGAGUCCUGCUACCAGGGAGACGACUCGGUCCUCAAGUCUUUGGUGGAAAUUGCCGACACGGCACCUAAAUAUCUGAGACCAAACUUGGAGGCCACUCUGCAACUCUGCCUCAAGCUCUGCGCCGAUGGCAACUUACCCAACAUGCAGAGACAGUUGGCAUUGGAAGUCAUUGUCACCUUGUCAGAGACGGCAGCGGCCAUGUUGAGAAAACACACCGCCAUUGUGGCUCAGAGUGUGCCCCAGAUGCUGGCUAUGAUGGUGGACCUUGAGGAGGAUGAGGACUGGGCCAUGGCUGAUGAGCUGGAGGAGGAUGAUGAUUUUGACAGUAAUGCAGUAGCAGGAGAAAGUGCUCUAGACAGAAUUGCUUGUGGCCUGGGAGGAAAGAUCAUUUUGCCUCUGAUCAAGCAACACAUCAGGCAGAUGCUGCAGAGCACCGACUGGAAGUAUCGCCAUGCUGGGCUGAUGGCGUUGUCGGCCAUUGGCGAAGGCUGCCACCAGCAGAUGGAGGCCAUCCUUAAUGAGACGGUCAUCUCUGUGCUACACUAUUGCGCUGACCCACAUCCGAGGGUGCGCUAUGCUGCCUGCAACGCUAUUGGACAAAUGGCUACAGAUUUUGCACCGACCUUCCAAAAGAAGUUUCACGAUAAGGUGAUCCCCAAACUGCUUCAAACCAUGGAAGACCAGAGUAACCCCCGAGUGCAGGCGCACGCUGCUGCGGCUCUCAUUAAUUUCACAGAAGACUGCCCCAAAUCUCUGCUCAUCCCUUCCCUUGACAACUUGGUGAAGCACCUCCAUUUCAUCAUGGUAGCCAAGUUGCAAGAGUUAUUCCAAAAGGGAACCAAACUGGUCCUUGAGCAAGUGGUGACCUCCAUUGCGUCUGUGGCGGACACUGCAGAGGAGAAGUUUGUGCCAUACUACGACUCAUUCAUGCCCUCGCUCAAACAUAUUGUGGAAAUUGCUGUGCAGAAGGAGCUGCGGCUACUUCGAGGCAAAACCAUCGAGUGCAUCAGCCUCAUCGGUCUCGCUGUUGGCAAGGAGAAGUUCAUGCCAGAUGCCUAUGCUGUCAUGCAGCUGCUUCUCAAAACCCAGACUGACUUUAAAGACCUGGAUGAUGACGAUCCACAAAUCUCGUACAUGAUCUCAGCCUGGGCCAGGAUGUGCAAGAUCCUGGGGAAGGAUUUUCAGCAGUACCUUCCAGUGGUGAUGGGCCCCCUAUUGAAGACUGCCUCCAUCAAACCUGAGGUGGCUCUGCUUGACACCCAGGAUAUGGAGAAUAUAUCAGAGGAUGACGGCUGGGAGUUUGUCAACCUGGGAGACCAGCAGAGUUUUGGCAUCAAGACCGCAGGCCUGGAGGAGAAGUCCACCGCUUGCCAGAUGCUGGUAUGUUAUGCCAAAGAGUUGAAGGAAGGCUUUGUAGAGUACACUGAACAAGUGGUGAAACUGAUGGUUCCUUUACUCAAGUUCUACUUCCACGAUGGUGUGCGAGUGGCGGCAGCGGAGUCCAUGCCCCUGCUGUUAGAAUGCGCCCAGGUUCGGGGACCGGAGUACCUCACUCAGAUGUGGCUCUUUAUGUGCGACGCCCUAAUCAAGGCCAUCGGGACGGAGCCGGACUCAGACGUCCUGUCGGAAAUCAUGCACUCUUUUGCCAAGUGCAUCGAGCUGAUGGGCGAUGGCUGUCUGAACAAUGAACAUUUUGAGGAGCUGGGUGGCAUUUUGAAAGGCAAACUGGAGGAGCAUUUUAAGAACCAGGAGCUGAGGCAGGCUAAGAGGCAGGAUGAAGACUAUGACGAGCAGGUGGAGGAAACCUUGCAAGAUGAGGAUGAGAACGACGUGUACAUCCUGACCAAGGUGUCGGACGUCCUGCACUCUGUUUUCAGCAGUUACAAGGAGAAGGUGCUCCCUUGGUUUGAACAGCUGCUCCAGCUCAUUGUCCAGCUCAUAUGUCCAAAUAGGCCAUGGGCUGACAGACAGUGGGGGCUGUGCAUUUUUGAUGAUGUGGUGGAGCACUGCAGCCCUUCAUCCUUCAAAUACGCAGAGUACUUCCUGCGACCAAUGUUGCAGUCUCUGUGCGACUCUAGCCCCGAAGUUCGCCAGGCAGCCGCCUACGGCGUUGGUGUCAUGGCACAAUACGGAGGAGAGAACUACCGGACGUUCUGCACAGAGGCCAUCCCCUUGCUCUUCAAUGUCAUCCAGGCAGCCGAUUCUCGCUCAAAGGAGAACGUCAACGCAACAGAAAACUGCAUCUCGGCUGUUGGAAAAGUAAUGAGGUUCCGGCCCGAGUGUGCAAAUGUCAAUGAAAUUCUCCCCCACUGGAUCAGAUGGUUACCUCUCAAUGAAGAUAAAGAGGAGGCUGUCCACACCUUUGACUUCCUGUGUGAUCUCAUUGAAAGUAACAAUCCUAUUGUCCUUGGACCGGACAACUCCAACCUACCUAAACUCUUUGCCAUCAUUGCUGACGGAGUAGCAAACGAGUCUGUGAAGAGCGAAGAUGCUUGCAGUAAACGUCUGGCUAAUGUGGUCCGUCAAGUACAGAUGUCGGGAGGAUUGUGGUCCCAGUGUAUAGCGGCGCUCAGUGAGACGCAACAGAAAGCAAUACAAGAUUUACUGAAUGCUGCCUGAGCCACCUGGUCAUACUCUCACCCAUAAAGCCCCUGAAGAAAAGUUGACACACUCCUCGUCUUGAUCUGCAGUGUUGGAUGCUGGCUUCAAGCUUAUUAUACAUACUGCCCUCAAUUGACUGGAGCGAAAAUUGAGGACCCUGACGCCGUGAACUGAUUGUCUCAUCUCCUCUAGCUAGGUGUUUAUUUCCAACCAUUCCCUCAAGUCUAACAUGCAUCUGCCCAGAGACGCGUUGCCCCAUCACAAAUUCACGAAUAAUGAUCAGAGGGGAGGGACUCACUUUAGGGGGAGUGUAGCAUAUGGGACAGGACUUUCUAUUGGACUGCAAAGCUCAGUGAGUUGAAAAUGCACACUGGGUAAUCACUGCCUGUUGCCUGUGAAUUUUGUUUUUCUUCCUUCCCCUUUUCUGGUUCCUCAUUACAUGUGGGAAGAAGACCUCUGUGAAAGAGGAUGCUUCCAAAGUACCAGUAAUGGCAUGUUUUAAGUGGCUAACUCUUCUAGUGAACAUAGUGAAUUUACUUCUUUGGGGAGUCACUGUCAACUUAGCAGCUUCCUGUCCUAUCCAUAGCCUUCCGAAUAGCUGUUCAGAUGAAUAAGUCAUUUGCGUCCACCCCCCGAAUGUCAGAGCACCACUUUUAGGUAGCAUUGGAAGGGGUGGGGUUGGGGGAAAUCCCAACCUGUUGUUGGUCGCUACCAACCAAGUUGAAGUCUAACUGCUUGUUGCGAAUUUGUGCGUGCUACCAUACUCUUUAUGGUGUAACCCUUUACAGCCCUGCAGGUAUGUGGUGAAAUUCACAAAGUACCUACAAUAAAAUUCCAUUAAGAAUUCUGAAA
Molecule: messenger RNA, 4199 nt
Organism: Syngnathus acus (greater pipefish)
Lineage: Eukaryota; Metazoa; Chordata; Actinopteri; Syngnathiformes; Syngnathidae
Gene: ipo5
Product: karyopherin (importin) beta 3
Exons: 26
Coding region: 81-3365 (1094 amino acids)
Biological process (GO): protein import into nucleus
Cellular component (GO): nucleus; cytoplasm
Molecular function (GO): protein binding; nuclear import signal receptor activity
Source: RefSeq, a predicted model, not a curated record